AUGGGCAUUUCCAGAGAUAGUAGAGAUAAAAGGCUUGCAACUGGCGGCAAGAGGAAGACAUGCAUCAAGAAGAGAAAGUAUGAGCUCGGUCGCCAGCCAGCUAACACCAAGCUAUCAAGCAACAAAACAGUGCGGAGUAUUCGUGUUAGAGGUGGCAAUUUGAAAUGUAGAGCUUUGAGGUUGGAUACUGGAAACAUCUCAUGGGGAAGUGAGGCUGUCACUCGGAAAUCCCGUUUGCUAAAUGUGGUUUACAAUGCUUCCAACAACGAGCUUGUGCGAACUCAGACUCUUGUUAAGAGCGCUAUUGUGCAGGUCGAUGCUGCUCCGUUCAAGCAGUGGUACCUUCAACACUAUGGUGUUGAAAUUGGUAACAAAAAGAAAACUGCUGCCAAACAGGACUCUGCAAAGGAGGCUGAAGCUGCUACAGAAGAAACCAAAAAGAGUAACCAUGUGCUGAGGAAAUUGGAGAAUCGCGAGAAAGAUCGCCAGCUCGAUGCUCACAUUGAAGAGCAGUUUGGUGGUGGACGAUUACUUGCGUGCAUUUCUUCUCGACCUGGUCAAUGUGGCAGGGCUGAUGGCUACAUUUUGGAAGGUAAGGAGUUGGAAUUCUACAUGAAGAAACUCCAGAGAAAGAAGGGCAAGAGUGCCGCUUGA
Molecule: messenger RNA, 654 nt
Organism: Medicago truncatula (barrel medic)
Lineage: Eukaryota; Viridiplantae; Streptophyta; Magnoliopsida; Fabales; Fabaceae
Product: 40S ribosomal protein S8
Exons: 5
Coding region: 1-654 (217 amino acids)
Biological process (GO): translation
Cellular component (GO): ribosome
Molecular function (GO): structural constituent of ribosome
Source: RefSeq, a predicted model, not a curated record